AUGGGCAACAGUAGGAGGCGAGCAGAUAAGAUGGUGAGGCGGGCAAUGAUAGGUCCAAAUAGGGUCCAAAAAGCGUCCAAAAAGCGAUCCAGGAGGGUGCUAAGGCUUCCUAGUGCUGCUACAGGGUUACGCCUGUGUUCCCCUUUCAAUUCCACACUGAUAUUAACAGAGAAAUCGCCUCGAGACAGUGUUGGUUAA
Molecule: messenger RNA, 198 nt
Organism: Serpula lacrymans var. lacrymans S7.9
Lineage: Eukaryota; Fungi; Basidiomycota; Agaricomycetes; Boletales; Serpulaceae
Exons: 2
Coding region: 1-198 (65 amino acids)
Source: RefSeq, a predicted model, not a curated record